Messenger RNA from Apiotrichum porosum, 1257 nucleotides. RefSeq lists its product as uncharacterized. Gene Ontology annotation, biological process: D-sorbitol catabolic process. Gene Ontology annotation, molecular function: L-iditol 2-dehydrogenase (NAD+) activity; zinc ion binding. The record is from RefSeq and is a predicted model, not a curated record. The transcript is spliced from 3 exons. Lineage: Eukaryota; Fungi; Basidiomycota; Tremellomycetes; Trichosporonales; Trichosporonaceae. The coding region runs from base 1 to 1257 and encodes 418 amino acids.
AUGUCGCGUUAUCACCAGCUCACAACCGAACAGCCCGCGAGCGUCGUGGACCUGAACCUGGCCCCCAACACGUCGUGUGUCCUCGUCAAGAAGCAGACCAUCGAGGUCCGCCCUACCCCUCUGCCCAUCCUUCAGCCCGAUGGCAUUCUCGUCAAGGUCAUGGCAUCGGGAAUCUGUGGCUCAGAUCUCCACAACUACCUCGCUGGCGGCGUCGGUGGGCGUCCUGUGACUGAGCCACUGGUCAUGGGCCACGAGAGCUCUGGCGAGGUCAUUGCCGUGGGCGAGUUUGUGACCACACACAAGGUCGGAGACCGCGUUGCUAUCGAACCGGGACUCCCAUGCCGCAGGUGUGCCAACUGCAAGGCUGGCCGCAUGAACAUCUGCCUGGACGUCAAGUACUGUGGCGCCCCCGGCUCGGUCGGCAGCUUGAUGCGUUAUUUCGCCUUGCCAGCGGACAUGGCCCCGCACCUCCCAGAGAGUCUGUCGUGGGAGGAGGCUGGUUCGCUCCAGCCUCUGGCUAUUGGUGUCGCAAUCGGUAUCCGUGCCGACCUGCGCGCCCACCAGACCCUGGCCAUCAUGGGCUGUGGCCCUAUUGGUCUCAUCACCGCUGCCGUCGCGCACGCAAACUCGGCCAAGCUCAUUAUCGGCUUUGACAUCAACCCCAAGCGCUGCGAGUUUGCCAGGAAGUACAUCAGUCCCAUUACUGGUCGUCCUAUCUUUGACCGCGUCUUCCAAGUCGACAGCCUCCCGACGACUAGGAAGAGCGCCAACGGCGCCAAUGGCCACGACGCGCACGACGAGAACGUCGGCGACGUCAAGUACGACGCGGCCAAGGAGCGUGCCAAGGAGUACCUUGCCAUUAUGAACGUCGAGGCAGAUGGCGUGGACCGUGUCGUCGAGGCGAGCGGUGCCGAGGACGCCGGUCUCUUGGGUAUUGCCAUUGCCAAGCAGGGUGCUACUUCUGUUGUCACAUUCACCAUGCUCACACCCUCCCCAGACCUCGCUGUCGGCCUCGGCCACCACCAGACCAACAUCUUCCCCACUCUGGCCGUCACAAAUAAGGAAAUCGAUGUCAAGGGCAUCACGCGCUACACGUCCACUUGCUUCCCCAACGCCAUCGACCUGGUCCGCCGCGGUCAGGUCGACCUCAAGCAGCUCAUCACCCUCGUCCUCCCGCUUACGGAGAGCAAGAGGGCUUUUGACGCCGUGGCGAGUGGCGAGGAGAUUAAGGUUAUCAUCAAGAACCAGGAGUGUUGA